AUGGUCCAGGGCCGACUGCUGGUGAUCGCCGGCUCCGACUGCUCCGGCGGAGCCGGCCUCGAGGCGGACCAGAAGGUCAUCGCCGCCCACGGGUGCUACGCCAUGACGGCCACGACGGCGCUGACGGCCCAGAACACCCUGGGCGUCUACGACAUCCACCCGGUGCCGCCCGCGUUCCUGAGGAAGCAGAUCGACGCCUGCUUCGACGACAUCGGGGUAGACGUCGUCAAGACCGGCAUGCUCGCCUCAACCGAGACCAUCACCGCCGUCGCCGAGGCCCUCGAGCGCCGCGACUUUAGCGGCAGUCUGGUCGUCGACCCGGUCAUGGUCGCCACCACGGGGGCGGAGCUGCUGCCGCCUGAGGCGCUGCGCGAGCUGCGCGGCCGCCUCCUCCCGCGCGCCACCGUCCUCACGCCCAACAUCCCCGAGGCGCGGCUGCUGCUGGCCGACGCGGGCCUGGGCGCCGCGCUGCCGGAGCCGCUGGCGGGAGUCGCGGACCUCGAGGCCGCGGGGCGCGCGCUGCUCUCGCUCGGGCCCGAGUGGGUCCUCGUCAAGGGCGGGCACGCGCCGCUCAGGAGGGGGGACUACGCCGCUGCCGGGACGGAUGCCGAGAGGGGGGUUGUUGUUGAUGUGCUUUGUGGGAAGGACGGGUGCGUGAGGAUCGAGACGGACUUCCAGACGAGCAGGAACACGCACGGCACGGGGUGCUCUCUGGCUUGCUACGACAGAAGAAGCAGCUAUGGCAAGAAGGACACUGACCGAGUUGGCUUCGCAGCUGCGAUCGCGUCCAACCUUGCAAAGGGCAUGCCGGUCCCGCAGGCCGUCAAGGCUGCGUGUAGGUAUAUCCAGGCUGGCAUCCAGACUGCGCCUGGCCUAGGCAGUGGGAACGGGCCCCUGAACCACUUUCAUUCGACUUGUACGCUGCCGUUCUCGCCAGGUCACUUCGUUGAGUGGAUGUUGGAGCGACCGGAUGUGGCCCCUGUCUGGCACCGGUUCAUCAACCACCCAUUCGUCCUGGCCAUGGGCAACGGAACGCUGCCGCUCGAGUCCUUCAAAGGCUAUCUUGUCCAAGAUUACCUCUACCUGAUACAGUUUGCCCGCGCAAACGCUCUCGCAGGCUACAAGGCCAAGAACAUGCGGGACAUCUCUGCCGCCGCCGCGAUCGUCGGGCACAUAGACAGGGAGACUGCCCUGCACCUCACGUACUGCGAGGGCUUCGGCGUCUCCCGGGAGGAGAUGGAAUCGACCGAGGAGAAACAGGCCUGCACGGCCUAUACCAGAUAUGUCCUUGACAUCGGCCAGUCUCAGGACUGGCUUGGACUUCAGGUCGCCCUCGCACCCUGCCUGCUGGGUUAUGGCGCCCUGGCGAAGAUGCUGCAUGGAGACUCAAAGUCUGUCAGGGAAGGGAACCACUACUGGAACUGGGUCGAGAACUACGUUGCCGAUGAUUACGUGCAAGCUGUGAAGACUGGCUCAGAGCUCCUCGAGAGGAACGCCGUCCUGCAGUCUCCGUCUCGGGUCGAGGAAAUUGUCAAGAUAUUCAUCCACGCUACCAAGAUGGAAAUUGGCUUCUGGGAGAUGUUCCCACAUGGCCGAAAAUAG
Messenger RNA from Diaporthe citri, 1602 nucleotides. RefSeq lists its product as uncharacterized. The record is from RefSeq and is a predicted model, not a curated record. The coding region runs from base 1 to 1602 and encodes 533 amino acids. Gene Ontology annotation, molecular function: thiaminase activity; hydroxymethylpyrimidine kinase activity; phosphomethylpyrimidine kinase activity. The transcript is spliced from 10 exons. Gene Ontology annotation, cellular component: cytosol. Gene Ontology annotation, biological process: thiamine biosynthetic process. Lineage: Eukaryota; Fungi; Ascomycota; Sordariomycetes; Diaporthales; Diaporthaceae.